CCCCCCUCCCUUCUGUUUGUGUGUGUGUGAGAGAGAGAGAGAUAGCACCUCCUUUUUUAGUGUUAUGGCUACAGCUCUCCCUAGUGAAGACAUGGCUGUUCCCCAAAAGAAGCUUGAGAGAUUGCUCAGCAUGCAAGGAGGAAAAGGAGAAACAAGUUAUGCAAGAAACUCACAAGCUCAGGGCCGUCAUGCAAGGUCGAUGCUGCACAUACUGGAGGAAGCACUUGAUAAGAUGACAUUGCCUUCAGAGGAGGAGCCAGUGCUCACCAUCGCUGACCUCGGGUGCUCUUGCGGGGACAACACUGUCUUCACUGUGGGAGCAAUCGUGAAACAUAUGGUCGGGAGGUAUGAAGGGGCAGGGCGCGAGGCUCCGGAGUUUCAGGCUUUCUUUGCAGACUUACCAUCAAAUGACUUUAACACACUCUUCCAGUUGCUCCCGCCGCCCCCAUCGAGCCUCGAGCAGUGCUUGGCUGCUGGUGGGUCUCGCUCAUACUUUGCCACUGCUGUGCCUGGGUCGUUUUACGGCCGGCUUUUUCCGGCGAGAUCGGCUCAUGUCUUCCACUCUGCCUUCUCCUUGCACUGGCUCUCCCAAGUGCCGGAAAGUGUGAUGGAUAAAAGAUCGACGGCUUGGAACGAGGGGAGGAUAUUUGUGCAUGGAUCCUCAGAGAGCACUGCAAUGGCCUAUAAGCGUCAGUUUCAACAAGACUUGGCAGUGUUCUUGAGGUCGAGAUCAAGGGAGAUCAAAGUGGCGGGUUGCAUGUUCUUAGUAUGCCUGGGUAGAACUUCACCUAAUCCUAGUGAUCAAGGAGGGGCCGCCUACCUCUUUGGAAACCAUUUUGAAGAUGCUUGGAACGAUCUUGUGGAGGAGGGCCUAAUGGACGCCAAUAAAAGAGACAGCUUUAACAUUCCGGUUUAUGCACCGAGCUUAGAGGAUUUUCGGGAGGUGGUGGAGGCAGAGGGCUCAUUUGCAGUGAAGAGGCUCGAGAUCUUCAGGGGAGGGACCCCUCUUGUGGUGGGCCAUCCUGGCGACCCGGUCGAGGUGGGCCGUGCCCUUGUGAACACAUGCCGUAGUGUGUGUGGUGUACUCGUGGAUGCUCACCUAGGCGAGUCUCUGAGUAACGAGGUUUUCAAGAGGCUCGAGCGGCGAGCCACGAGCCACGCCAAGCAGCUGGUGGAGCAACUAGAGCUCUUCCAUGUUGUGGCUUCCCUCUACCUUAGAUGAGCAUUCUCUCUCCCCUUCAAUGAGUCUUGUCUGGUGAUCACUUUACUUAUUAUGGGUGUUAUUUACCUUAUCUCCAUGGACAACUGUGCUAACACCUUUGUGUAAUAUCUCACCUUUUAGCACUAAUACUUGGACUUUUUUCCCACCUUUAUAAAGCAUCUGAU
This is a messenger RNA of Amborella trichopoda, 1386 nucleotides long. It is a transcript of the gene IAMT1, whose product is annotated as IAA carboxylmethyltransferase 1. NCBI's taxonomy places the organism in Eukaryota, Viridiplantae, Streptophyta, Magnoliopsida, Amborellales, Amborellaceae. Gene Ontology annotation, molecular function: methyltransferase activity. The record is from RefSeq and is a predicted model, not a curated record.